Messenger RNA from Helianthus annuus (common sunflower), 1971 nucleotides. Its product is annotated as casein kinase 1-like protein HD16. The record is from RefSeq and is a predicted model, not a curated record. The transcript has 9 exons. Bases 377 to 1057 code for a protein of 226 amino acids. Lineage: Eukaryota; Viridiplantae; Streptophyta; Magnoliopsida; Asterales; Asteraceae.
CCCAAUUUGAACUCCCCCAAAAAUUUUCUAAAAAACAACAGCAAAACAUAUCAAAACCCUAGCUUCCAGUUUCAGACCAGUGGUUUCCAACUCUUCGACCACCAUCGUUCCCCCUCCCCCCGGUUGCCUCUCUCACCUUUGUCAGAUUAUACAAUGAAGUCCCUAAAUACGACAAAGGAAGAAUAAUAGGAGUCCGUGACCGAGUCAAUGAGAUCUUCUUCGGUAAAUCAUACAACCCAUGAACGUUGCUCAUUUGCUGUUGUUUUCAAGAAUUACUCCAAUUAACCUGAUUUUGCAACGAUUGCAAUAUAUCUAGGCGUUAAACUGGCCACUGGGGUCUGGGGAUACGAGUUUGAUAUAAGUUGCAUGGGUGACGAUGCCACAGCUAAGAAGUGGAGCAAGGAGAUCAAAACGGUUAGUUAAUCUCCAGCCUGCUACUCAUCCGAUUGACCAAACGGAAAACGUCACCGCACCAACGAGAACCAGAAGGAAGACGGGUGGUGGAAGGGGACGAGGUGAUGCUGCAGGUGUAAGAAAAGGGCUCGUGGCGGCAACGGUAGGUAGAACAGUGGCUGGCGGUAGAGGCAGAGGUGUUAGAUUGAUUGAUUUGGACCUGGAACCACUAUGUGAAGUUGUUCCUGAACUUGUAGCUCGUGGAGUUGGUGAGCCUGUGUUUAAUAGAAUCGACGCGGUUGCAGAUAAAGAUAUAGCAAUGGACGGUGGAAGUGGUGAUAAAGUUAUCGGAGUUGAAGAAGAUGGAAACACACCUGCCGUGCCUGAAAGGGUACACGUAGGUAACUCUCCUAUAUAUAAGACCGAUAGAAAGUUGGGUAAGGGUGGUUUAGGACAAGUUUAUGUUGGUCGGAGGGUAAGCAGCGGAACCGAAAGAACAGGGCCCGAUGCAUUUGAGGUAGCAUUAAAGUUUGAGCAUCGUAGUAGUAAGGGUUGCAACUAUGGUCCUCCGUACGAAUGGCAAGUUUACAGUUCGUUGAAUGGUUGUUACUGGAUUCCGUGGGUUCACUACAAGGGACAGCAAGGAGAUUUUUACAUUCUGUGACUUCCCUUGACCAAAUGUACAGUUCUAGUAUGAAGUUUCUCCAGGAGCUGGCCCAAAUGCACACCAGGACUCUUCUACUAGUUGUACAAUUCUGGGAUGAGCUUUGUAAAAAGAAGCACCCAAACGAGGCAUAGUCUUAGAGGGCUAAUAUGAUCCGCAUGCACCUGCAAAAUAUAUAUGUGCCACAACAACCCUCGACUCCCAGCUAAUGGGACAUGAGAAAGCACACGGCUUCGCCCAUCAAUGUUGUGGAGUGGUGUUAGGCCUUCUAGAUCUGGUUUACACAAUUCCAAAGCUGUCACCACAUAUACACUAAUUCUUGGCAUGCUUACAAGUGUUGUAUUAGGUUUAUAUUUUGCUCUACGUUCUGGUUCUUCAACACCCCUCCAUCUUAUUCGAGAACAGGCGAGCGAUUACCAUUUCUAGAAUCGGAGGAACUAGAAUCGGGCAAAGGCAAGAAAGAAGUGGAAGCAAAACAUGUGAGUUAUUCGUACACGUUUUUCCAUAUGAUAUUUGCAAUAGCAAGCAUGUAUUCGGACAUGCUUUUAUUGGGAUGGAGCAGUUCAGAAUGCUCGGAUCUCACUGAUACCGGGUGGCUGGUCAUUGAUUGAAUUGUUCACAAUUUGCAUCUGGUGGCUAGUCGUUGAUUUUGCAUCCAAAUCAUGGAGCAUUCCACAAAGGCAAAACAACUAGAUAUAUAUUUGCAGCACUUUUAAGUGUACAAGCAGUGAGUAUAUGGAUUUGAAGACAAUAACCAAGAAUUAGUUCUUAGUUUAUGUGUAGAGGCAUUCCCUUUGCAACUUUUGUAGUUAGGUUUUGAGAAGUUUAUGUCUUUCAUAUGUAUUUAAAUUGAAAACUUAUGUAUGGAUUUUGGUUUAUUAUUGUUAAUAUAAUUUGGUUUUUAGGUUUUCUCA